Molecule: messenger RNA, 4437 nt
Organism: Trichoplusia ni (cabbage looper)
Lineage: Eukaryota; Metazoa; Arthropoda; Insecta; Lepidoptera; Noctuidae
Gene: cysu
Product: peroxidase
Exons: 14
Coding region: 427-2679 (750 amino acids)
Biological process (GO): response to oxidative stress
Molecular function (GO): heme binding; peroxidase activity
Source: RefSeq, a predicted model, not a curated record
UUUAAGUGGCACUUUAAUACUUUUUUAAGUUCCAAAAGGCGAAUAAUUGUCUCUUUGAAACUGAACAGAAAAUUAAAAACCGUAAACAAGUAUAGUUGGCAAGACCUAGUUAAAUUUAGUUCUAGCCCCGAUUUACCGUGACAGCUUACAGCUUAUAUCUAGCAUAGAGCCUUACGGCGGUCGUAUUGUCGUCCUUCUGCUCCGAGCGACUUUCAUCGCGGAGGCUUGGACGCGCAGGCUUCGACGCGACGGCGCAUGCGCACUGCAGCAGUGCCGACCUAACCGCACCGACGUUAGCACGCGGACCAACAUCAAACUUAAACUUAAAGUUAUGAUUAAAACUUAAAUUGGACUUAGUGCUCGUCUUUGUGCCUAAUGGUAUAAGUGAACUAGUGUUCGGACUAUUAUUUGGACAGUGUUAGAACGAUGAUGAUAUCAAGAACGUUACUAGCAGCAUUAUGCUGCGCAUACGCCGCGGCACUAUCGCCGAUCGCGCCGCUGACAGGCGUCGGCGACAGCGGCGACUGCGCGCUCUACCUCAACGGGCCCGGGCGCACCUCCGCCUAUGACUACAGCAUCAACCUGCUUAAGGGCAACUUUGGAUAUGAAGGACAAGCGAAUUGCAUCACUUACGAAGCGAUAAAUCAGGCUUAUCUCGAAGCAAGAAACCGAAUUUUGGUAUCACAGCCAAAAGGGGAUUGGAAGGCUGAAGACUUCGCGAGCGUCGGAGAGCUGAUCCUCGACAUAUCCAUCAGCCUUGCCCGGAGAUACGCCCUUACUUACGAAGAGGUGGAGAAGGGUUUACCUCUGAUCGACACCUCCCGCACUCUGAUCAGAGAAGUUUGUCCUCCAGUGUUCUCUCACGUAGAAUGUCGUGCCGGCAAGUAUCGAAGACUGGAUGGACUCUGCAACAACCUGCAACACCCCACGUGGGGCGCUACCAUGGCUCCUUUCCAAAGAUUAAUAGGUCCACUUUUCGCGGACGGCAUCAACGCGCCGCGUAUCGCUCACCACGGAAAAGAUCUGCCACUUUCACGUGUUGUGUCCCGUACUAUGCAUCCCGAUGAAGGGUUCCACGAUCACGCCGGUACCGUCAUGGUCAUCGCCUGGGGACAGUUUAUGGAUCACGAUUACACGCUUACCGCCACUCCCCUUGACCCUGUAAACCGUAACGACCCCGAGGAGUGCUGCAAGCGUCCUCCUCACCUUAAGCAUCCCUACUGUAACGAGAUCCGCAUUCCUGAUGACGAUUACUUCUACCGUCUGUUCGGAGUCAAGUGUAUCGACUUUGUUCGAGGAUUCCCCUCGCCAAGACCCGGCUGCCGUCUGGGAUCAAGGGCUCCUUUCAACACUCUUACUGGAGCCAUAGAUGGAAACACCGUGUACGGUGUCACUGAGAAAUUCGCAAGAAAGCUUCGUACAGGUUUCGGUGGUUUGUUGAGAAUGAACCCAGUUUUCAAAGAGUACGGCCUUAAGGAUCUGUUGCCGCUCAAACUUGACAUCCCCGAUGAAGGAUGCACCAGGCCCAACAAGAAUAUGUACUGUUUCGAAGCUGGUGAAAUCCGUGUGAACGAACAGUUAGUUUUGACCGUAAUGCACACGCUUAUGGCCCGUGAACAUAAUAGAGUCGCGAAUGCUCUCGCAGAGGUCAAUCCGCAUUGGGACGACGAGACGCUAUUCCAAGAAGCGAGGCGCAUCAACAUCGCCGAGAUACAACACAUUACAUACAACGAGUUCUUGCCCAUCCUACUCGGAAAAGAUGUUAUGGAGAAGUUCGGUCUAGUUCUGGAGAAAGAGGGUUACUGGGACGGUUACGAUCCCGAAGUGAACCCUGACGUCAUUGCCUCAUUCGCUGCUGCCGCGUAUCGAUUUGGACAUUCAUUGUUGCCUACUGCUGUGGAAAGAUGGUCCAAGGCACACAAGUUUAUUGCAUCGAAGAGACUUUCGGACUUGAUUCGUAGGCCAUACGACUUAUACAGAGCUGGUGUUCUUGACGAAUACGUCAUGGGUCUGAUGAACCAAGUUGCACAAGCUAUGGACGACUCCAUCACCCAAGAGGUCACCAACCAUCUCUUCAAGAAGGUCGGAGCACGUUUCGGAAUGGAUUUGGUGUCAUUCAACAUGCAGAGAGGUCGUGAAUUUGGUCUACCUGGCUACAUGGAGUUCAGAAAGUUCUGCGGACUACCUCCAGCUGAUACUUUCCAAGACCUGUUUGGAUCUAUGCCUAAUGCCACCGUACAGAAAUACGAAACAAUCUUCGACCACCCAAUUGAUGUGGAUCUUUGGUCUGGUGGUGUAUCCGAGCGUCCUCUCCCUGGUUCCAUGUUAGGACCCACUUUCGCUUGCGUCAUUGCCACUCAGUUCUCCUACUCUAGACGUGGUGACAGAUUCUGGUUCGAGUUACCAAACCAGCCAUCAUCAUUUACUCCGGAACAGCUCGUUGAGAUCAGGAAGGCACGUUUGGCGCGUGUUAUUUGCGACAACACUGACAUUAUCGACACCGUUCAGUUGUACCCCAUGGUCUUGCCUGACCACGAAUUGAAUCCUCGCGUGCCAUGCAGAAGUGGUAUUAUCCCCUCAAUGGACUUCAGCAAGUGGGCUGAGCCCGCGCCUUUCCACGGCGCCGCGAAACAAUAUGUGAGUAGCUUCACAUACGACCCUUACUUGGGCAAGAAAUAGUCGCACAGUAGAGUAUUUACCUAGUGUAAUGUUUUAGUCAACAGUGUAACUGUAAUAGUUCAAGCUAGACGAGUCUGUGUUUGAUGGUAGUCGAUGGUUUUCUCACGUGUAAAAUGGUUAGAGAGCUUACAUAGAAUUUGUCGAAUUUUCUUCGUGAUGUAAAUUCAUUUUUUUAAAUCUCUUAAAUGUUUCAACAACAUAGUUAUGUACGUAGUACGCGUAUUUAUGCAUCAUUAAGAUUUCGACAAAAUUUUGAAGUAAGCUCUCAAAUGAUUGCUUGAACUUUUAACAUUGACCUUUUAUUGUGUUGUUUCCAUUAAGUAUUAUCAACGAUUUUGUGCAAAGGUCUUUGUUAAGGUUUUCUACACUAGUAGUUCAUAUUGUUGUAUAUAAAACACAAUACUUUUGUUUACUUAAAUAUGCUAGCAACACAUAAAAUCCUAGGAAGUCAACGGAACUCAAUGUUUUCAGAACCUUAAGUCAUUCUACCUAAGUAUAACACUUUUGAAAUGUAACUAAGAAAAGAUACUAAAUACUGAUAAAUGAGCGAUUAACUUGUGAAGCAUGUUAAGUUUAGGAAAACCUAUUUAUAAAUAGCUUAAGAACUGUACAAAACGUAGAAGAUGGCUAAGCCGAAGCUAAAGUGGUUAUAUUUGCCAUAUAAUUAAGACAAUUAAGUUAGUGUAUUGUGAGAUUAUUCUGGAUUUAUGUUAUAAUCACUUGUAGAAAUAGAAGUAGGAAAGUUCGUAUGUAAGGGAUCACAAGUCUCUAAUACCCGUCGGCCUUAAAUGACGCGGCUGUAUUCACCACCCAGAAGCUUAUCUAACAAUUUAACACUGCUCGCUUCCUCCCCGAGAAGCGGGCAGUAUUUGUAGUUCCCCGCCUAACACCACCUCUUACAGGCAGAUAGCUGCAGUUGUAUAAGCGAGGCAUAUUAAGGGGUUACUCUAUAGAGUUUAAUGCGUCAUCUCAAUGAGUUAACAAAAUGGAAUAGUGGUAGACUACCUGAUGGCUGAUUGCUGAAGUGCGUCAAUCGUUUGGAAACUUAAUACUCGGGCAUCGGAGACUUGUGUCCUUUCUUACGAAGUCUGAGUACCCUGAAGUUUAUUUAAUGAUAUCUGAAACAGUCAAUAUCUAGCACUGAUACAAUAUUUACCUACACUAUAUUCAGACAUCAUCGAAAUAUCCUUCAGUCAUAUCCUUCAACACAAUACCACAGUAGUUAGUAAGUAAAUUAGUUAAUAGUAGUUUUAAAUAAGUAGAUAUUAUUAUUGCUUGUAGAAUUUAAGCUUAAUAAAGUGCAUAAAUAUCGUUUCAACAAUAAACAAGUACUUAAACAAUAUAAAGGGAUGGAGAUAUACACAUAGGCAGCGCCAUCCCUUUUUACAACCGAACUGUGAGGUUAUGCAGAAGUAUCGCAUUUCCCCAUAGAUUAAAAAAUGUAUAAAGCCGUCGUUUAGUUCAAAGAUAAGCUUUAUUAAGUUUUUACUCUCCUCACUACCACCGUUGCUGUAAAGGUAAAUGCAAAUCUCGACAAAAUCCUUAUUUUAAAGAUUUUAAAGUAAACCAAUAUGUAAGGAAAAUCAUCGUGAAAGUUUGACAGCAUUUACCUUUAUCAAACUUGUGCUGCAGUAGAUCCACAGUUUUGUUAUUCUUUUAUUUAUUUAUAGUUCAAGUUAAAGUAUAAUUUGUAAGGCAAUGCAUGUUAAGUGGAAGUAGAUUGUGUAAAUAUUAUGUUGCAAUAAAUAUUAGCUAAUA